Molecule: messenger RNA, 1132 nt
Organism: Mercenaria mercenaria
Lineage: Eukaryota; Metazoa; Mollusca; Bivalvia; Venerida; Veneridae
Exons: 8
Coding region: 56-1132 (358 amino acids)
Source: RefSeq, a predicted model, not a curated record
CAAAUAUGCAUGUGUAAAUGUAAAUAAUAUUUUAAAGUUUACCUAAAAUGAUGAAAUGGAGAAUUGCUUGAUUAUUUUGUUCAAGGGAUUAUUCUUUCUGCAAGUUUUGCAGUCACUAGCCGCAUCAGGUCACGUGAAUAUUCAGGUCCUGGUUCUUCAAUACGACAACCCUUUAGGGACAUCAUUCCAUGGUUCAGACUUUACCUCACAAAGAAAAUGUUGUGAUAAAGACCAGGUUACAGCAUGCAGUACGACAGACAUGUGCGACUCAUACUUUGUCAUCUGUAUUGGUGGAAUCGCAACCAGCGGUCAUAAUAGUCAUUGUAGCGGCCCGAAAGUUACAACAAAAGUCUUCAGGAAUGCUAACUUGUUUGGAGCAUCGCACGACAAUAUUUUGAUUCAGUCAUUUAAAUGGGAUAACUGGCAUUCGGGAGGCAUUGAAUAUUUGGCUAAUGUAAUGGAUCAAGACAGUGGUAAUGACGAACUUAUUGAAAACUUAACGUCGACCAGAGCACUAACCGUUGGUUCCAGCUAUGAAAAUUCUACCGAACAUGUGAUAUCAUUUACAAAUUUUGUGAGUUUAGAUCUCGGUGUAAGGAUAUGGUGUCAAGAUGGAUACUUUGGCUCUAACUGUAGUAAUAAAUGUACAAGUAACCCUUACAGUGUUUGUAUAAACAAUCAAGCAACGCUUUUACCAUCGUGCAAUGACGCAGACGUUUCCAGAUUUGAAUUUACCGGAAUUCUGAAUUACAAAGCUACAAACCUCCAACUUCUACUAAUAAAGUUUGUUCUACAAGAAAUCUGCCCUAAAGCACAGAAUGCACAUGUGCAGGUCGUGCAUUUUAGUCUAUCUGGAGUUGUCGAGUUCAAAGCUAUGUGUGAUAAUGCUACUAUCAGCAGUUUAACGUUCAGUACGCAUCUGUACAUUUUAAGUUUGACAAAUAAACCUGCAUUGUCACAUUAUUUCCCGGGCAUUCCUUUGAAAACAUCAUCGGUUACACAGAAAAAUAUUAGAGGGGCACACACUUUUAUGAUGUUGAGGGCGCUAAGUUAUCAUGACUCGAGUUCAGCAUGUAAAAGUCAAAGCUGCAAGAUACAGAUAACUGUCUGUAUACAUCCGCAAAACAGGUGA